Messenger RNA from Procambarus clarkii (red swamp crayfish), 2877 nucleotides. The record is from RefSeq and is a predicted model, not a curated record. NCBI's taxonomy places the organism in Eukaryota, Metazoa, Arthropoda, Malacostraca, Decapoda, Cambaridae.
AUGACGCCAAGCUCAAGUUCAAAGACUAUUAGUAAGACUAUUAUUGCACCAGAGACUAUUAGUAAGACUAUUAUUGCACCAGAGACUAUUAGUAAGACUAUUAUUGCACCAGACAAUAGAAAUAACACUAUUAUUGCACCAGAGACUAUUAGUACGACUAUUAGUGCACCAGAGACUAUUAGUAAGACUAUUAUUGCACCAGACAAUAGAAAUAACACUAUUAUUGCACCAGAGACUAUUAGUAAGACUAUUAUUGCACCAGAGACUAUUAGUAAGACUAUUAUUGCACCAGAGACUAUUAGUAAGACUAUUAUUGCACCAGACACUAGAAGUAAGACUAUUAUUGCACCAGACACUAGAAGUAAGACUAUUAUUACACCAGACACUAGAAGUAAGACUAUUAUUGCACCAGACACUAGAAGUAAGACUAUUAUUACACCAGACACUAGAAGUAAGACUAUUAUUGCACCAGAGACUAUUAGUAAGACUAUUAUUGUACCAGACAAUAGAAAUAAGACUAUUAUUGCACCAGAGACUAGAAGUAAGACUAUUAUUGCACCAAAGACUAGAAGUAAGACUAUUAUUGCACCAAAGACUAGAAGUAAGACUAUUAUUGCACCAAAGACUAGUAGUAAGACUAUUAUUGCACCAGACAAUAGAAAUAAGACUAUUAUUGCACCAGACACUAGUAAUAAGACUAUUAUUGCACCAAAGACUAGAAGUAAGACUAUUAUUGCACCAAAGACUAGUAGUAAGACUAUUAUUGCACCAGACAAUAGAAAUAAGACUAUUAUUGCACCAGAGACUAGAAGUAAGACUAUUAUUGCACCAGAGACUAUUAGUAAGACUAUUAUUGUACCAGACAAUAGUAGUAGUAAGACUAUUAUUGCACCAGACAAUAGAAGUAAGACUAUUAUAUCACCACAGACUAGUAGUAAGACUAUUAUUGCACCAGAGACUAUUAGUAAGACUAUUAUUGCACCAGAGACUAGAAGUAAGACUAUUAUUGCACCAUACAAUAGAAGUAAGACUAUUAUUGCACCAGAGACUAGAAGUAAGACUAUUAGUAAGACUAUUAUUGCACUAGAGAAUAGUAAUAAGAUUAUUAGUAAGACUAUUAUUGCACCAGAGACUAGUAAUAAGACUAUUAGUAAGACUAUUAUUGCACCAGAGACUAGUAAUAAGACUAUUAGUAAGACUAUUAUUGCACCAGAGACUAUUAGUAAGACUAUUAUUGCACCAGAAACUAUUAGUAAGACUAUUAUUGCACCAGAGACUAUUAGUAAGACUAUUAUUGGACCAGAGAUUAGUAAUAAGACUAUUAGUAAGACUAUUAUUGCACCAGAAACUAUUAGUAAGACUAUUAUUGCACCAGAGACUAUUAGUAAGACUAUUAUUGCACCAGAGAUUAGUAAUAAGACUAUUAUUGCACCAGAGACUAUUAGUAAGACUAUUAUUGCACCAUACAAUAGAACAGAAACUAUUAGUAAGACUAUUAUUACACCAGAGACUACUAGUAAGACUAUUAUUGCACCAGAGAUUAGUAAUAAGACUAUUAGUAAGACUAUUAUUGCACCAGAAACAAUUACUAAGACUAUUAUUGCACCAGAGACUAGAAGUAAGACUAUUAGUAAGACUAUUAUUGCACUAGAGAAUAGUAAUAAGACUAUUAGUAAGACUAUUAUUGCACCAGAGACUAGUAAUAAGACUAUUAGUAAGACUAUUAUUGCACCAGAGACUAUUAGUAAGACUAUUAUUGUACCAAAGACUAGAAGUAAGACUAUUAUUGCACCAGAGACUAGUAAUAAGACUAUUAUUGCACCAGACAAUAGUAAUAAGACUAUUAUUGCGCCAGAGACUAUUAGUAAGACUAUUAUUGCACCAAAGACUAGUAGUAAGACUAUUAUUGUACCAAAGACUAGUAAUAAGACUAUUAUUGCACCAGACAAUAGUAAUAAGACUAUUAUUGCACCAGAGACUAGAAGUAAGACUAUUAUUGUACCAAAGACUAGUAGUAAGACUAUUAUUGCACCAGACAAUAGAAGUAAGACUAUUAUUGCACCAGAGACUAGUAAAAAGACUAUUAUUGCACCAGACAAUAGUAAUAAGACUAUUAUUGCACCAGAGACUAGAAGUAAGACUAUUAUUGCACCAGAGACUAGUAGUAAGACUAUUAUUGCACCAGACAAUAGAAGUAAGACUAUUAUUGCACCAGAGACUAGUAGUAAGACUAUUAUUGCACCAAACAAUAGAAGUAAGACUAUUAUUGCACCAAAGACUAUUAGUAAGACUAUUAUUGCACCAAACAACAGAAGUAAGACUAUUAUUGCACCAAACAAUAGAAGUAAGACUAUUAUAUUACCACAGACUAGUAGUAAGACUAUUAUUGCACCAAAUAAUAGAAGUAAGACUAUUUUUGCAAUACAGAUUAGACGUAAGACUAUUAUUGCACCAAAGACUAGCAGUAAGACUAUUAUUGCACCAAAGACUAGUAGUAAGACUAUUAUUGCACCAAAGACUAGUAGUAAGACUAUUAUUGUACCAAAGACUAGAAAUAAGACUAUUAUUGCACCAGAGACUAGUAAUAAGACUAUUAUUGCACCAGACACUAGCAGUAAGACUAUUAUUGCACCAAAGACUAGUAAUAAGACUAUUAUUGCACCAGAGACUAGUAAUAAGACUAUUAUUGCACCAGACACUAGCAGUAAGACUAUUAUUGCACCAAAGACUAGUAAUAAGACUAUUAUUGCACCAGACACUAGCAGUAAGACUAUUAUUGCACCAAAGACUAGUAGUAAGACUAUUAUUGCACCAGACGUCUGCUUGACCCAUAUACUAAACGACUACUGCAUCGAGAAGACGUUCUCUUGCGUCUAA